AUGAAGAAGCUUUUUUGCUCCUUUUUUCUUAUGGUGAUAAGCUGGUUUCAUAGCUCAACUUCAUUAUAUUUCGGUGCAAAUAUAAUUCUUCCCCAAUUGAAGGAUUUGUCGUCAGCUGUGAACAAAGCUUCCACAAUGAUUGAUCAGUUAAAGCCGAAUCUAUGUACAAUUGGUAAAACUCUUCUCAUUUUCGACUACGAGGAUUAUGUUGAUGCAGCAAAAGCUAUAACAGAUGUGGAAUAUUUGUUUGAAGAUGUUCAGCUCUUUUUUGGAAGCAGUUUGAAUUGUUUCAAUGUUCAGAGUAGCGAAACUACUAUUCAAACUUCAGGUCGUAAUAUUGAUAAUCUCAUCUAUCAGUUAGAUAUCUACAUAAGUACGGGAUUUAAUAAACUAUACCAAUCUGGAAAAGUUUUGGGAAGAGUUUAUGAUGAAACUGUUUCAUUGCAUAUCGAAAGAAUAUCUUCAUCGUUUUCAUCAGAGUUUGAAACAGUGAAAGAAUCAUUGAAAAUUUUACGUGAUAACAUUUUGGAAUCCUUAUUAUCAGAUAGUGUUUUAACUCCUGGAUCCUUAGCAGCAAAUAUUAACGACACAGCAUUAACUGAUUUAAUAACUGCGUUUAAAGAUCUUCAAGUAUCCACACAACAAUUGUCAACAGUUGUUGCAGGUCUCAAAUUCCUAACAAUCACUUUAGACAUUGUUUCGUCAUCAAUUUCAUACAUGCGAGAUAAACAAAAUGAAGCUAUUCAGGCGGCAACUUAUGAUCUUGACAUCACAACUCAAGCUGCUAUAAGACUUUUCAAUAAAAACACUGUCGACUACCAAGAUUUAACUUCGAAAGGGUUUGAUACAUUCCUUUCAUUUUCAACAUUAUCCCUUCAAAACGAUUCUGAUAUUCAAUCAAAUCAUUUGAAAGUUGAGAAUUUUGUGAUAAAUAUUUAUGAGCUGCUUGAAAGAAAUUCAGUAGAAUUUACGGAGACUUUGAACAGGCAUUUCAAUGAUUUAUCGCAAGAGAUUAGAAACGUUGGAAAAACAUUAAAAACUGUAACUCGUCGAAUUUCAGAUUUAAUGGUUGAAGUUCUCGCUGCAAACAGUGGAACUUUCAAUAAAUGUUUCGCAGAAACUCAUGAAAAUGCGUUACUCGCACAUAAAGCACUUCAAGUUUUCGGUAAAAAUAUCACAGAAUGUAUAAAGGUUGAAACAAAUAUGUCUUUAAAAGCUGAAAGUCUCAUAUCUUUCAUCGUUGAGGAUAUUGUACUAAACAUACAAGGUGCUUCUGAUCAAUUAUGUGCUUGUACACGUAACGAUGUCGUUUCAACCAAGGAAUGCAUAGAAAGUAUUGCAUCUGAAAUGGAAUUGAGUUUGCUUAACGAAGAAACGACAUACAUCGAAAGUGAAAUGGAUAACCUUAAAGUAAACAUCACAAUGGAUAUUGGAGAGUUCACGACAUGCAUUGAAACUGCAACUGUGGUGAUUGAAGAAGACUUUAAAAGAUUCCAGGAAUCAGUUUAUGAAUGUAUUUUAACAUGA
Clunio marinus is the source of this 1527-nucleotide messenger RNA. Lineage: Eukaryota; Metazoa; Arthropoda; Insecta; Diptera; Chironomidae. The record is from the annotation of a GenBank genome assembly.